AUGGCGGCCGAACUGGUGGAAGCGAUGAACAUGGUCAAAAGUUUCCGGGUCUCAGACCUGCAGACGCUACUGGCCUCAAUGGGUCGCAGCAAAAGUGGGUUGAAGCAGGACCUGGUGGGACGUGCGCUGAGGCUGGUGCAGACCGAAUACAGCCCGGAGCUGCUGAAGAACGUCAGGCAGCUCUAUGAGUCGCGCUUCCCCAAAACAUCUGGCUGGCUGGCAGCACGGCGUCCAGAGGGCAUCCCAGUAGCCUAUUCAUCCCUCAGCUCUUCCCCCACUGCCACCUCUCAGGGCGCAGACUACCUCAACGGCAUCUCCAAACCAAUCCCCACACCUGCAGCAGAGGUCAAGCUGGUGCCACUGCCCUUCUACCAAACUUUGGAGACCCUGUUGUCACCGACACAGCUAAUUGCCCAGAACAAUGAGAAACUGCAGGACAGUCAAUGCAUAUUUGAGUUAACACCGAACCAGGCAGACCAGAUCAGAAAUGCAAGUGAGCUUCGCCCUGGAAUCAGAUCGAUCCAAGUUGUUCUUAGAAUCUGUUACACGGACUCCAUUGGUGUUCAAGAAGACCAGUAUCCUCCUAAUAUUGCUGUCAAAGUUAACCAGUCCUACUGUCAUGUGCCGGGCUAUUACCCCUCUAAUAAACCUGGUGUUGAACCUCGUCGUCCUUGUCGUCCUGUAAACAUUACUCCCUGGUUACAUCUUUCCAAUGUUACCAACAGAGUCACCGUCACCUGGGGAAACUUUGGCAAGCGGUACUCGGUGGCAGUGUAUUUAGUGAGGGUGUUCACUGCAGCAGACCUCUUCAGCCAGCUCAAACUCUGCUCUGUUGAGAGUGCAGAACGCUGUCGUGAACGCAUUCAAGACAAACUACGUUUCGACCCAGAGAGUGAGAUUGCCACCACAGGUCUGCGGGUUUCUCUCAUUUGUCCACUGGUGAAGAUGCGGCUUGGUGUGCCAUGUCGAGUUUUAACUUGCGCCCAUCUUCAGUGUUUCGAUGCAGUCUUCUUCCUGCAGAUGAAUGAGAAGAAGCCCACAUGGACUUGCCCUGUAUGCGACAAGCCGGCUCCCUUUGAGCUGCUCACUAUUGAUGGACUGCUAUCUGAGAUUCUGAAAGAGACAAAUGAGGACAUUGAGGAGAUUGAAUAUUUAACCGACGGCUCCUGGCGACCCAUCAGAGAUGACAAGGAGAGGGACAGGGAAAGAGAGCGCAGCAACACACCAGAGUACCCUGUUGUUGAUAUAUGCAUUCCUGAGGCAAACGGUCAUUCACCGGCCUAUAGCAGCACCAGUCUGACGGGAAAAUCUGGAAGCGGUUCGGUGGGGGCGGCAGGAGUCACAGGAGGAGCUGCUGUGGCACCGGGAGGAGGCGCAGUGGUAGAUCUGACUCUUGACUCCUCCUCUGAGGAGGAAGGGGGCGGGGCUGGCGGAGACAGUGACACUGAGGACAGCGCUGACAGUCCUGCCCCGAAGAGGGGCCGAUACAACUACGACAAGGACCUGGUCACUGCCUACUGACCCCGCAGCUCUGGCCCCUCAUAGACUGACACACACACAGAGACAGAGAGGCAGGGGGCUCAAAAACAUGAGGACAGGAACACAGUAAUCCACUAGAUGCAACGACCUUCCCUUACGCCCAAACAUCAGAGCCUUUUAGCAGCUCGGGUUUGUAUCCAGACAAAACAAACACACUCUCUAACAUGCACUGUCCAUGAAUCUCCAAUCUAGAGCGAUUAGGAUUCCUGUUUGUACUGUACACCACUGGAAGCAACUCUAACUCUUUUUGGCCAACCAUCAUCUUGCAGUGAAUAUCUGUACCGUCCUGCCUCUACUAAAGGGACUAAAUGGAUCGAGCACCCCCUCACGUCCAACACCUCCACCAACCCCUCCCCCCUCCCUCCUCUCUCCAGACUAUUUCCUCUCUACCACCCCAUCUCUCUUUGUAUUUGACUUGGAUUUACAGGCUCUUUUAGCCGCGGGCGUUCAAUGUUUGCGUCUCUGAUUUUUGUCACAUUUGUGAUGAACAGGCAAGUUGAAAAUGGAGGCACCUCAGUAGUUUUUCUUGUUUUUUUUGGUAAAAGGUCAAAAACAACUAAUGGAAACAGAACAUGAAUCAUGUGGGGAGGACAAGGCGGAGAUUUCUGGAGUGUGAUGCAAAUUUAAACCUCUCCCACUGUGUUAUUAUUUCUUUGUUCAGAGAAAGAAUUCAAAGCUUGAAAGGGUUUUUUUCAGGAAUUUAUCCUUUUUAAUUAUGAAAUGGCAGAACACAAUACUGGCCUCAAUGUGUGAAGCUUUCCAUUUUUAUUUUGUCCUUUAGAUAAAAGAGAACCUACCUCAGUCAUAAAAAAAACUUAGCAGACUGACCAGAGAAUAGCUUAGAAAGAAGUGGAGGACCGAUGAAUUGAUUGAGUCUUUCUAAAGCCAAUUUUACACUGGAGAUUUUGUUUUCCUACAUUUUUCUUUCUUUUUUUUUCUUCUUCUUCUUCUUUUUUUUUUUUGAAAUUCCAUCGUUCCAUGCAGCUGUUUCCUCUGGAGCUACCAAAUCGUUAAAGGCGAGUUUGUUUGUGGAUAACCCAGCUAAUUGUAGGUGUCAAAGAUGCAGGUGAUAAAACAUUGCUGCAGUUAUAGGUUUGAUGUAUCAGCAUUGCGUAUGGACGUAACUCAUCAAAAUUACUGUACGGCAACUGUGCCAAAGUAUUUUCAAUUUCAUCGACAGGAAAUGGUUAUGAGAUUUUGGUGCCUUUUUGGUAAUUAGUGAAGAAUGGAGCCCAUCGUUGUCAGGCUAGCUGAGCUGGCCAAACAGAUGAGAUCCCAUCCUGACAGGGAUUGUUUUAUUUCAUUGAUUAUUUUCCUUUUUUUUUUUUUUUUUUCUUUUCUUCCCACUGAGAGAAAUGGACAGAAGCAAAAGGAAUCUGUGGUAAAAGACAUAAAAGGUUCAGAAGUGCUGUCAUCCUUUUCGCCCACAUUUUAGUUUGUUUCUCUGAGAGAUUCAUAUUUAUUUAAUUGCCUCACAUUUUCUUAACAGUUGUUUGUAAUGAAUCUACAUAAUAUUUGGCAACAGUUGUGUACAGACGAGAGCUAUUAGUUGUGGAAAGCGGGACACUCCUGC
Molecule: messenger RNA, 3112 nt
Organism: Scomber japonicus (chub mackerel)
Lineage: Eukaryota; Metazoa; Chordata; Actinopteri; Scombriformes; Scombridae
Gene: pias4a
Product: protein inhibitor of activated STAT, 4a
Exons: 11
Coding region: 1-1521 (506 amino acids)
Biological process (GO): protein sumoylation; regulation of transcription by RNA polymerase II
Molecular function (GO): zinc ion binding; SUMO ligase activity; transcription coregulator activity
Source: RefSeq, a predicted model, not a curated record